Molecule: messenger RNA, 3695 nt
Organism: Numida meleagris (helmeted guineafowl)
Lineage: Eukaryota; Metazoa; Chordata; Aves; Galliformes; Numididae
Gene: UBA5
Product: ubiquitin like modifier activating enzyme 5
Exons: 12
Coding region: 171-1457 (428 amino acids)
Biological process (GO): protein ufmylation
Cellular component (GO): cytosol; cytoplasm
Molecular function (GO): UFM1 activating enzyme activity
Source: RefSeq, a predicted model, not a curated record
UCACUGAAAGCGGUCUCCCGCUCCGCGGCUCGCGGUGCCGGCCGGCUUCUCCCGGAGAAAAGCAGCUCGAAGGGCGUGGGUACGGUGCCGCGCGGGACUGGUGAGGCUGCUCUGUGCUCUCAGCCCCGCCGGAGUCCGCUCACUGCCGCGCGGCAGGCGCCCCGCCCGCCAUGGGAACGCUCGCUGAGGCGGCGGGAGCGGCGGACGGGUCCGCUGAUUUCCCGGAAGCCGCGGCCGAGAGCAGACGUGUCGCUGCCAUGGCGGACGGAGCGCGGGUAGAGCUGCUGGAGCGCCGCGUGCGGGAGCUGGAGCGGGAGCUGGAGCUGGCCCGGGGCGGGCGGGCUGCGGCGCGGGCCCGCAUCGAGACCAUGAGCUCGGAGGUGACGGACUCCAACCCCUACAGUCGCUUGAUGGCAUUAAAAAGAAUGGGAAUUGUCAAAGAUUAUGAGAAAAUCCGUACUUUCACAGUUGCAGUAGUAGGUGUGGGUGGAGUUGGCAGCGUGACUGCUGAGAUGUUGACAAGGUGUGGCAUUGGUAAGCUUCUUCUGUUUGAUUAUGACAAAGUGGAACUGGCAAACAUGAACAGACUCUUCUUCCAACCUCAUCAAGCUGGAUUAAGUAAAGUGCAAGCAGCAGAGCAUACCUUGAGAAAUAUUAAUCCAGAUGUGCAGUUUGAAGUACAUAACUACAACAUCACAACACUGGACAAUUUUGAACACUUCAUGGAUAGAAUAAGUAACGGUGCACUAGAGGAAGGGAAGCCUGUUGAUCUUGUUCUAAGCUGUGUGGACAACUUCGAAGCUCGCAUGGCAAUUAACACGGCCUGCAAUGAACUUGGACAAAUCUGGAUGGAAUCUGGAGUGAGUGAAAAUGCAGUGUCAGGACACAUACAGCUGAUUGUUCCUGGUGAAUCUGCUUGUUUUGCGUGUGCUCCUCCACUUGUAGUUGCUGCAAAUAUUGAUGAGAAAACAUUAAAACGAGAAGGAGUUUGCGCAGCUAGUCUUCCAACAACGAUGGGUGUUGUGGCUGGAAUUCUUGUACAGAAUGUUCUGAAGUAUCUUUUAAAUUUUGGUACUGUGAGUUACUAUCUUGGCUACAACGCAAUGCAGGAUUUCUUUCCAACUAUGGCUAUGAAGCCAAAUCCACAAUGUAGUGAUCCAAAUUGCAGGAAACAGCAAGAAAAUUAUAAGAUAAAAGAAGCUGCACAACCAAAACAAGAAGAAAUAGAUCAGGAAGAAGAAAUAGUGCAUGAAGACAAUGACUGGGGCAUUGAAUUGGUAUCAGAAACUACGGAAGAUGAGCUGAAGGCUGCUUCUGGUCCAGUACCUGAUCUUCCUGCGGGAAUUACUGUAGCAUAUACUAUCCCAAACAAGGAAGAGAAUCUGACAGGUGAAGAAACAGUGGCCGAAUCUGAAGAAAGUCUGGAAGAACUCAUGGCCAAAAUGCGGAACUUGUAGCAAAACUGAAAUGGAACUGUUACAUAGGUGGGAAGGAGAUAGACUUAUCCUUGUUUAUAUUUCCUUGUCUUUUCAUGGUUUUAACAUACAGAGUUGAGCUACUGUAAGUUUUAAUUUUUCAGCAUUGCUGGAGUCCAGAUAAUCAAUGGAAAAUUAAAGGAGAUGGAUGAGCUAAAAAAAAUAAAAGUAUGCAUAGCAUGUUAUAUGCGAUAUCAGGCUAUGAAAAUAUAGUGUGGGACAAAUGAAAGAUGAAAUCUGCUGGCUGGAGUGGAUAGAAUAGGUCAAGGGCAGCUGACAGCACCGCACUCAUUGCGACUUUUGAUAUUCCAUGCACUUGAGCUAGGUUGUUCACUGGACUCUGUUUAAAAGUCUUGGCAUGGAUUACGUUGUAUGUAUUUUCAGUGGGUAAAUGUAACAUUUCAGCCUUUUAAUCAGCCUUAAACAUUCCUGGUAUGGAUAUAUAUAGAUGUUAAACUUCCAUGUUUUUUUCAUUUUUUACUACUGCUUGUUCAUAAUCAGCUGCCUGUAUGUGAUAAUAUUUUGAGUAUGAAGACUCAUAGGAGUUUUUUGUUAGCAGGUAAUUAGGCGUUUAACAGGCUGCAUUUUGGCAUGUCACCACUUCAGCAGGUGGAUGCUUUCCAUGGCAAAAUCUGUAAGAAUCAAUAGUAACACUGGGAUGCACGGGAGAUUUUUCUCUCUCUGAAAAUCAACUGUUUUAACUGGUUUCUGAACUAUCCCCAUCAUAUGGGCUAUUUAAUGUACUUAAUCUACGUUUGUAUAGGAAAGCUUCUAAAAUCAGAUGCUCUAAAGGUUUAGUGUUGCAAAUAUCUAAGUUGAGUGGCUGAGCUACUGUAUUUGUCCUGUAAAUAACAUUAAGGCAGUGGUAUUUACUUUAAAUUAUCAUGUGUUAAACUGACCUGUAAGUGUACACGUUAUGUAGUGCCAGUACCCUACAGACCUGGAAGUACCAAUUUCAGAUAUUUCAGCUAUGGAUGUCUGAUCCAGAACUUUAUUACUACUUAGAUUUGGCUUAGAAGAAUGUAAAUUGUAGUAUCUCUGGUGAUGCAAAUACUUCUAACUUAGGCUGUCCACAAAACCUUUCUGCAGCACAGUGUAGCUAAGGUAGGAUCUGCCUGUAUGUGUGAGCAGCCUUAUCCAAACAACAGGUAAAAAGAGUAAUAUUUUGGAGGUGCUUCUGUCUCUUAUGGUAGCUUGCAUAAAACGUUGGUUCUGAUUUCAUAGGAAUGAUUACAAGCUUCCAAAUGUGUUUCCUCCACAGCUAAUACAAGAUUAUGUUAUGUAUACAAAGAUCAUCUUAGAAGUUAGUGAGGGCUUUUUCUAGGGGAGGGGCACAUUGUUCUGUAAAAUGAAAGACGGUUUUAGAUUGAGUUCAGUUUUGCAGAAAACAUUUAAGAAAUAAAUUGUAAAGAGGAAAGGGAAAUAUGGAGAUCAUAAAAAAGGUGCAUACUUGAAUCAGUGUCAGUAAUCCGUUAACACGGUCUAAGUGUUAAUUAAAGCAUUACAUUCCUUUGUGAGAUACUUUACCUUUCUAUUGGGAACAGUAAAAGUGAGGCACACACUUGACUUGGGAGAUUGAGGAAAACGGUUCUCUCAUUUCUGCAAGUUUAACUAAACUGGGCUCUUAGCUACUUGGCUGACAGGACUACUGCCGCAUGAUAGCUUUACGGGAGGUAACUGUUUUACCUCCUGUAAACCAUUUUACUUCAUCUGUAGUUCUGUGAGCAAAUUAAUACGUUUUUGUUUGUGCACUUUCAAAGUAUGCAAAUACUCCUGUGUUACUUUCAGAUGUUCAACCGCAUAUACAGGAAGAAUUUGAAGCAGAAACUAUUUGGAGAAGGUUGUUUGUUUCAGUGGUUAAAAUUAUUUAGAAAUAAGCAGCAUCAGGACAAAAACAAAAAGCAGCUUUAAGAAUCUUUUUUCAGUUAAAAAGACAUUUACAAGUAUAAUGUUUUCCAUUAGGUUUUAUGGUUGGAAUAUUUAUUACUUCUUUUGUCAUCAACUAACAAAUUAAACGUAUUGCAAUGUUUUAGUCUGGCUUUGUUUGUUGGCGAUCUUAUAAACAAAGGUUUCUGUUUUCACUGUGUAUCAUGAAUGUUACUGAAAUGUUGAUAUUCUGUUCAUGUGAUUAAAUCUCCAUUGAAACUGAAGACUUUCUUUUUUGGGGUGGAACUCUCUAUAAAAGUAUUAAAUAAAUCACAACGUUUGGCUUAUACUAGA